AACUAAUAAAUAAAUUGUAAAUUUACAAUUUAAACUAACCACAAUCAAUUCCCUAAAUAAUUCCAAACAAUUUAAUAUAAUUUUCAAGUGUUUCAAGUGUUAAAAUGAAUGUGAAAAAAUGAUUUGAUAAAAAUAUAGAAAAAAAAAUUUCUGUGUGUGAAUUUUCCCCCAUUUCAUUUUUUUUUUCUUUUUAAUUUUUCCUUUUUUUUUUUUUACAUUUCUUCUCUUCGUGUCGUGUGUUCACCCACAAAAUAUAUCAAAUUGAUAUUAAAAAAAAAAAAAAUUAUCAAGAUGUUUACCAUUCGAGUGAUCUUCUGAAGAUAUGAACAACAUUCGCUAAUCAAUCAGGCGGAAAGGGGUUGCAGAAGGAGUUUGGACACAAGUACAAAAUCCAAUCUGCAUCUGAAUCUCUUACCGCCGCAUGCAACAACAAACAAAAAUCAAAUCAUAAACUUUGUCUACAUUGGGAAAAAGGGAAAAUUCUCGAAAAUAAAAAUACAAUUUGAAACUAUUCAAAAUGGGUGCCACAACAUCAUCGGACUACCCAAUGCCAUCGACCUCGGGAAUGCAAUCAACUUCUUCUGGUCUUGGUGGCAGCAGCGGUGGUCCUGGUGGAGGGCCUCAUUUCCGUGAACAGCGACGGAAGCGAGUAACUGGCUUUGCAACGCUUAAAAGAAAAUUCAUUCGACGACGUCGCUCGUCGAAAGCUUGUGACCAUGCCAGGGUAUUACGAGACUUUGUAUCGGACUGGAGUCCCUUAGAAUUGGCUGCCCUCUGUGAGGAAUAUGAGGCAUUAGCUGCACUCAAAGAUCUCUCAGUGCAGGCAGAAUUGGCUCGACCACCAGCAACCACUUUUAAACAGGAUCUGGCCAAUUUAUUUGACAUGAAGACAUGCACCGAUUGUGAUUUAGUAUUCCGCGGAACUAUCUUUCCCGUACACAGGUCGAUCCUUUCAUCAAGGUGUUCGUACUUUCGUGAUCUAUUAGCAGGGUGUCCGGGCUUCGGAGCGCGUAUCUGCCUUGAACUGCCAUCUUCGCCAAUUGACGUACAAAUGUUCUCAUCACUGCUGCGUUACUUGUACACAGGUGAUCUUUGUCCCCACGAUCCCAGCAUCGACAUAAAUCUCUUACGACAACUGGGCGACGAUUUUGGUACCCCAAAUCCUCUAGAACAUGAUUUGAGGUAUUUAUUAGAAACGGGAGACUAUGCUGACGCAGCGCUAGUGUUCACCUCUGAAGGCAAUGACUAUCACCGCCCCGAUUCAGGCAGUUCAGAGUAUGGUUUUCGACCAAAGCUAGAGCUGCCGUGCCACAAAGCCAUUUUGAGUGCUCGCUCGCCGUUCUUUCGAAAUCUCAUUCAACGGCGGACGCGAAACGUCGAUGAAUACACAGAGCGGGCUCUGCAUGUUCCAACACGCAUUGUGCUAGACGAAACUGUGAUUCCGAAGAGAUAUGCUCGUGUGCUGUUGCAUGCCAUUUACUUGGACACUGUUGACUUGUCCUUGAUUUUGAGAGGUGCUGGCAGUGGCAACAGCGCAGGCAGCCUUGGAGAAGUACACGCCCUCACUCAUACAGGCCGUGCGCGUCCAACUCCGCUAGAAGAAGCAAUGGAACUUUAUCAAAUUGGACGAUUCUUGGAGUUGGAUAUACUGGCUCAAGGAUGCGAAGACCUGAUACUUGAGUGGCUGUCACUGGAUACACUGCCAACGGUUUUAAAAUGGGGCAACCAACCACACGGCUCGGCAUGGGUAUUCCGGCAAGCGUGUCAGUAUUUACGUGAAGAGUUCUCGGCGGUCAUAUCAUCACCAGUUUUGCAUCAGUUGGACAAGACGCAGUUGAUCUGCGCUCUGCAAAGCAACUUCUUACAAGCUUCCGAGCUGGAAGUACUUCAGGCUGUUCUCAAAUGGGGUGAGCAGGAGCUGAUUCGUCGUAUGGAAGAUCGUGAACCGAAUCUCUUAAGUCAUACCGCACAUUCAGUCACACGGAAGGGUGUGAAGAAACGCGAUCUAAGCGAUGUUGAGUUGAGAGAGAUUUUGUCAGAGUUGCUGCCUCUGGUGCGAAUGGAUCAUGUUCUCCCGCCAAAUAGUGAUAUCCUCUGCCAGGCCAUUCGGAGAGGUCUCGUUAGCACACCACCUUCACACAUGAUUGGUGACGAACGUGAGAAUCUGCGUGUGAACGCUUGGAUUCGAGGUGGCAAGAAUCAGGGACUGUUCGUACGUCCUCGUCUCUUUAUGCCGUACUUUGAGGAGGUUAAAGCCUUACUCGAAGAUCGAAUGGCAUCAUCACAUCACGUUGAGCUUCUUCGAAUGCGACGAUCACGACACUUGCCCGAUAUUCCAGACACUCUUUACAUGGUGUCUCGAAUGAACGCUGCCGGAAGUGGUGGUGUUGGUGCCCCAUCGGGACCGGACAACAUUGAUAUGUUGGCCGCAGCAGCUGCCAUUCCCCCACCCGACGGACCCACAAUGACGGCAAUGUUCAAGCGCGAGCACAAAUUACGGCAGUCGCCCAUGUGCCAGAGGGCUCUGCUCCUUCCACUCUCUUCCAAGCACGAAAUCAAUCGCCAGAUUCGACUACGAGUAGUGCGCGAGUUCAAUUUGCCAGAUCCUGUGUCGGAGUUGCUAGAGAGCACGUUGAGCAGUCAAGGCGGACAAGAUGAGGUUGCUGCCAACAAUACGACACAGACUGAUGACAUCGAUGAUGAUGAUCAGACACCACCGCCAUCGCCGGCGUUGGCUGGCGGCAAUGAUGCCACCUCAGUACAAAAUAAUUUACCAUGUUACAGUCGAAACAUGACAUUUCCACGACAACAUUUGAGUGUUGGUCCGUCACAUCAUGGCUCAGGUGCUAUCGGAGGAGGAGGCGGAGGGGGAGGACUCGGUGGCGGUGGAAGUAGUUAUGGGUCUAGACACUCAUCGGGUCAUAGAGUUGAUUUGCCGGCAUUAAUAACCGAAGGUGAUUAUCGGCAAUUUGCACCGAUGAAUGAUGGUGGGGUGGAUGGUGCCAAUGGCGGAUGUGAAGGUGGGCAUUUGUCGGAUAUGAUGCCGGAUGUUGCAAUGGCAACAGCUUCUUUGGGACAAUUGCAUUUGGCUGGUGAGCCACCGGAUAGCUUGCAGUUGGAUCUAGGCGAUGGACCAAGUCACAUCAUGGGCGCAGCUGGACCAAUCGGAUUGCGAGGAUUGCAGCAUCAGCUGCCGCCAAGCAACUACCACCAUUUUAUGCAGCGUUCAGAUUCUCCAUUUGAUGUUUUACGUCAAGGUCAACCAUCACCAGCACCGCCGCAGGGGACAUAUAAUUCAGGACCACCCAGAUAUUUAUAGAGUUUGAGAGUGGCCCCCGAUGAGGGCCUUUAUUUUAGCAUGCCUUUUUGAAAAAUAGAAAACAAAAAAACAAAAAAAAAUGUGUUAUAAAAAUAAUUUUAAAGAAAAUGAAAAAAAAAAAACAAAAAAAAUUUCAAAUUCAAGCUAAAAUAAAGCGAACAACAAACAAAAUAAAAAAAAACAAAACUAAAUUUAUAAAUAUUAUACAUAAAUUAUAAAUAAAAAAAAAAAAACAAAAAAAAAUUA
Molecule: messenger RNA, 3565 nt
Organism: Episyrphus balteatus (marmalade hoverfly)
Lineage: Eukaryota; Metazoa; Arthropoda; Insecta; Diptera; Syrphidae
Product: BTB/POZ domain-containing protein 7
Exons: 3
Coding region: 518-3319 (933 amino acids)
Biological process (GO): morphogenesis of a branching epithelium
Molecular function (GO): protein binding
Source: RefSeq, a predicted model, not a curated record